Messenger RNA from Microplitis mediator, 432 nucleotides. RefSeq lists its product as uncharacterized. The coding region runs from base 1 to 432 and encodes 143 amino acids. The record is from RefSeq and is a predicted model, not a curated record. The transcript has a single exon. Lineage: Eukaryota; Metazoa; Arthropoda; Insecta; Hymenoptera; Braconidae.
AUGUGGCGUGAAUUCUCUGCACGUGGUACCUAUGCUGAUGUAACUGCUGCUAAUGAAAAAGAACUGCUGGAAAAAAUAUACAAACCUCUUCAAGCUCAGCAACAAGCACGAAAAAAUAAAUUCAAAGUCGGAGACAAAGUUCGAAUCAGCAAGUACAAACAUGUGUUUGAGAAAUGUUACACACCCAUCUGGACGACUGAAAUUAUUACAAUUAAGACUGUGCAGAAAACAAAUCCAACAACGUAUAAGCUUGUAGACUAUCAGGAUAAGCCAAUUGAAGGUGGAUUUUAUGCAGAAGAACUCAGCAAAGUCAAAUAUCCAGAUGUAUAUCUAGUGGAGAAAAUUAUAAAAAAACGCGGAAAUAAAUUGCACGUAAAGUGGCUCGGCCUCGAUAGCUUCCACAACAGCUGGAUUGAGAAAUCUGAUCUGUAA